Molecule: messenger RNA, 444 nt
Organism: Peromyscus californicus insignis
Lineage: Eukaryota; Metazoa; Chordata; Mammalia; Rodentia; Cricetidae
Product: U6 snRNA-associated Sm-like protein LSm6
Exons: 1
Coding region: 104-346 (80 amino acids)
Biological process (GO): mRNA splicing, via spliceosome; maturation of SSU-rRNA
Cellular component (GO): U6 snRNP; nucleolus; sno(s)RNA-containing ribonucleoprotein complex
Molecular function (GO): RNA binding
Source: RefSeq, a predicted model, not a curated record
GAUGAGCCUGGGGACAUGAGAGGUGAUAGUUACAAGCUGCACAGCUGAUUAAGUAGCAGAGGAGAUCAGAAAUCUGGUUUCCGGCCUCCCAAGUUUGUUAAACAUGAGUCUAGGGAAGCAAACCCCUAGUGACUUCUUAAAGCAAAUCAUCGGACGGCCAGUUGUGGUGAAACUAAAUUCUGGAGUGGAUUAUCGAGGGGUCCUGGCCUGCCUGGAUGGCUACAUGAAUAUAGCAUUGGAACAGAUGGAAGAGUAUGUAAGUGGACAGCUGAAGAGUAAGUACGGGAAUGCGUUCAUCCGAGGAAACAAUGUGCUGUAUAGAAGUACCCAGAAGAGAAGGAUGUGAAGACACCAGGAAGCAGCUCUCCUUAGAGUUGGAUAGCAUUCGUUAUGAAAUGUUUUGUUUUGUUUUUUGUUCUUUUAUGAUCUUCUUUGGUGUGUUUU